AUGUGGCAUCGCUCCUUUGAGACCAGUGAUCCUGACAAAGCCAUCUACCAAGACGCAGCUCGUCCGGACGCCAACACCGCGCCACUGCUUCGUAUUGACGGCAUCGACGGUGCCAUCACGUGGCCGCUCGCACCUGCGCACGCAGCAGCCCUCGCAGCACUUGACGCUCCCAAUGGCACACUUUUACCAACGGCCUUUGCUUUUGCGCAACUUGCUGCAUGGCGCCAGGUCGUCCAGAACGUGCUCCAUCAGGAGGUGGCCAGUGCGAUCACGGACGCCAACAUCGUUCUCUCGCACCUCGUUAUUGACGCCGUUGACACCGGCGCCGCGCUCCUCCCAACGACCAUGACGGACGAUACCUUUGGCUACACGGUUCUGCACUUGCCAUCGGCCUACGACGGCGGCGAGAUGGCAUUUCGCUAUGGCUACAUGACCGAGACAUGGACGCCCGAUAAAUGCAAAGUCGAGAUGGUCACGACCUUCCGCGAUCUCGUUCCUGCCUCAACGCCCAUCACAAGAGGAGUGCGCAUGGCACUCGUCUUCCGUCUCGACAUCAUCAAGGGAAACGAGGAUAUGUUUCCGGGGACGCGCUGCGUCAAGCACUAG
Saprolegnia diclina VS20 is the source of this 606-nucleotide messenger RNA. RefSeq lists its product as hypothetical. The record is from RefSeq and is a predicted model, not a curated record. NCBI's taxonomy places the organism in Eukaryota, Oomycota, Saprolegniomycetes, Saprolegniales, Saprolegniaceae. The transcript is spliced from 3 exons. The coding region runs from base 1 to 606 and encodes 201 amino acids.